UUCAAAAAAUUAUUAUUUGGGUUGUGCUUCUUCCAUGCCUUAAUACAAGAAAGACGUAAAUUUGGAUCUCUGGGAUGGAAUAUUCAAUAUCAAUUUAAUGAAACAGAUCUUAGAAUUAGUGUUCAGCAAUUAGCUAUGUUCCUUAAUGAAUAUGAGGAAAUUCAAUAUGAUGCAUUGAAAUAUCUGACUGGAGAAUGUAAUUAUGGUGGGCGUGUAACAGAUGAUUGGGAUAGAAGAACGUUAAUAACUCUGUUGAAUAAAUUUUAUUGCACAGAAAUAAUCAAUCAAGAAAAUUAUUAUUUUGAUUCUUCUGGAAUAUAUUAUGCCCCUGUUGAAGAAAAUUUUGAAGAUUAUAUUAAAUACAUCAAAGCACUUCCUCUUAUAACUAGUCCAGAAAUUUUUGGUUUACAUUCUAAUGCAGAUAUUACUAAAAACCAAAAAGAAACUUUUCAGCUACUUGAUGGAGUUUUUAUUACUCAG
Centruroides sculpturatus (bark scorpion) is the source of this 480-nucleotide messenger RNA. Its product is annotated as dynein heavy chain 7, axonemal-like. Lineage: Eukaryota; Metazoa; Arthropoda; Arachnida; Scorpiones; Buthidae. Gene Ontology annotation, cellular component: dynein complex. Gene Ontology annotation, molecular function: dynein intermediate chain binding; minus-end-directed microtubule motor activity; dynein light intermediate chain binding. The transcript is spliced from 3 exons. The annotation marks the transcript as partial. The record is from RefSeq and is a predicted model, not a curated record. Gene Ontology annotation, biological process: microtubule-based movement.